Brettanomyces bruxellensis is the source of this 318-nucleotide messenger RNA. RefSeq lists its product as uncharacterized. The record is from RefSeq and is a predicted model, not a curated record. Gene Ontology annotation, cellular component: mitochondrial intermembrane space; mitochondrion; respiratory chain complex IV. NCBI's taxonomy places the organism in Eukaryota, Fungi, Ascomycota, Pichiomycetes, Pichiales, Pichiaceae. Bases 1 to 318 code for a protein of 105 amino acids. The transcript has a single exon. Gene Ontology annotation, biological process: mitochondrial respiratory chain complex IV assembly.
AUGGGACUGUUCUUUGCUGACAAGAAGUCUGGCGAGGCUCCAAAUAGAAAAAGCCGUGAGCAAUGCUGGGAAUCUAGGGAUAUAUUUUUCAAAUGUUUGGAUAACAUAAAGGUGAUUGAUCCGCUAGAUCCUGAAAAGGGGCAAGAAAUCAAGAAGAAUUGCGGAAAAGAAGAUCAGCAGUUUCAGAAGGAUUGUGUGGCAUCUUGGGUGAAGUACUUCAAGCAAAAACGACCAUUUGACAAGAAGAAGGCGAAAAUAUUAAAACAAGCCAAGGAUGAGGGAGCGGAAGUUAUUCAGAUGUCAGGAUACAGGAAGUAA